Molecule: messenger RNA, 3130 nt
Organism: Erpetoichthys calabaricus (reedfish)
Lineage: Eukaryota; Metazoa; Chordata; Cladistia; Polypteriformes; Polypteridae
Gene: clic4
Product: chloride intracellular channel 4
Exons: 6
Coding region: 409-1167 (252 amino acids)
Source: RefSeq, a predicted model, not a curated record
CUGAGACAGAGUGUGACAUCAGAGCUUUAAAUAUUGUCCUUGCUUUUUUUUUUUUUGUUCUUUUUUCUUCGCUGGGCUGAGGGCUUCAAGGAUGAUGUAACACGAUCACGAGAGAGUCUGGGAGUUGGUGCUGGAACAACGCUGAACUAGCCACUGUUCUCCAUCGCAAUAAAGAUACUAAACUAAAGCAUCCGUCCUGGCCUUUUUGCUGACAUCACCAGGACUGUUCUGCCCUUGCCACCUCCGCUUGGAUAUAAAGCUGCCAUACAAGCGAAAACGAAGGCCUCCAGUGGAAAACUUCUGUAGCAAGGAGAGAAAAGUUGAGUGGGUCGCACUGGGACACAGAAGAGAAGCGUAUUCUUUUCAUUUCGCUGCUUUCAAGGAGACUGAAGACCCAAAGGAGACAUCAUGUCCCUCUCGGUACCCCUGAACGGACUAAAGGGCGAUAACGAGCCGGCGAUCGAGCUCUUCGUAAAGGCUGGCAGUGAUGGAGAGAGCAUUGGGAACUGUCCUUUCUCGCAGAGGCUCUUCAUGAUUCUGUGGCUGAAAGGAGUUGUUUUUAAUGUCACCACCGUUGACCUCAAGAGGAAACCAGCUGACCUGCAGAAUCUUGCCCCAGGGACCCAUCCACCUUUCAUCACUUUCAAUGGUGAAGUGAAGACAGAUGUCAAUAAAAUCGAAGAGUUCCUCGAGGAUGUGCUCUGCCCACCCAAGUACAUGAAGCUUGCUGCCAAGCAUCCAGAAUCCAAUACAGCUGGAAUGGACAUCUUUGCCAAGUUCUCUGCCUUUAUUAAGAACUCUAAACCAGAUGCAAACGAAGGACUGGAGCGAGGAUUACUAAAGACACUCCAAAAGCUUGAUGAGUACUUAACCUCUCCACUUCCAGAUGAGAUUGAUGAAAACAGCAUGGAGGAUCUGAAAUACUCAAACAGGAAAUUCCUUGAUGGUGAUGAGAUGACAUUAGCUGACUGCAAUUUACUGCCAAAACUCCACAUUGUGAAGAUUGUAGCCAAGAAAUAUCGUGGCUUUGAAAUUCCUAAGGACAUGGAAGGAAUUUGGAAAUAUCUGGGCAAUGCAUAUGCCCGUGAAGAAUUCACCAACACCUGCCCCAGCGACAAAGAGAUUGAAAUUGCCUAUGCGGAUGUAGCCAAGAGGUUAACCAAGUAGCCACCAGCCUAAUCUACAGACACAAAACCAUUUGGCAGCAGAACUGUUAACUGAACACACGUUUUAUUUACAGCAUUUGCCUUUUUCAUUUAGAAACAAUAUAUAUAUAUAUAUAUAUAUAUAUAUGUGUGUGUGUGUGUGUGUAUGUAUUGCAUGAUUUCUAUGUUUUGCCAUUAACUGAAUUGAAGUGACAGAAAAGUUUCUUUUAUGGUUAAUGAUUUGCAUACUAAAGGGAGUCUCGUGUUCAGCCAUGCAGUCAUGCAAGUCCUAUCACAGGUCAGACCAGAUUAGGGUUUGGUGUGCACAUUUGGUGCUUAUGAAUGAGUGAGAUGUCAUGACACAGUUUUAAUCAUUUAAAUUACUGGUUUAGUGAGGCAAAAACAUGAAAAAAAUGACAAGCAAUUCCAAUAGCAAUGACAGAUAGAAAUGAGAAGGUGAUGUGCAGCAAGAAGAAAUCAAACUGAGGGCAGACGUCUGAGAGUGUGUGUGCUGAAUGAAGGUGGCCUGGGAAAUAAAGAGCAGGCGCUACACUAAGGCAAGGCGGAGAUGGCUUACUUUAUUUGUGGACUGCAGAAUGUAUACAUCUUUGGUUAGUUUGGGCAAAAUAUGUUAAGUGACAGCUUAGUUUUGUUUCUUUUUAAGCUUUUUGUUUUACUAGCUUUUAAACUGGGUUAAGCCUUUUUAUAACACAGAAAGCUAGAAGCCUACAUCACUGUGCAUUAACAAAGAAAGGGUUAAACGAAGCUUCAUUUUUGGGAGAAUUUCAGUGUCUCUGGAGAGGAGUUCAUUUUUCAAGAGCUGUGUGUGACCCUGACUGGGAUGGUGUAGCCCUUUGGUCAGUGCCUUCUUCUUGCUAUCAAUGACUGCUCUUCCAUCAGCAACCUAGUAGACACUUUUUAUAUUUAGGUGAUGCUGACAAGUAUUUUUGUUUUAUAAUCUUGGUGGCUACAAAUAAAGCAUUCAGUCAUCUCAUAAACCAAAAUAUACGUUAUUUACAAAAAGCUUUAUUGCAAAACCAUAUAGAAACUGAUGUUUGUAAAUGUAAGCUAUACUUUUAAUGCAGAGAAGGUUAGUUUAUUAAACAACAGCAGAUAGCCUGUCAUGCAAGAAGCCAAGCCUUGCAUUUAUUCGCCAAAGAAGUGACACGUUUCAGUGGCUGAUGUUGCUCCAUCUAGAACUAUAGAAUCACAUAUCUUUUAGCAUCCAUAAAAAAAAUCUUACUUUAUCCUGCAAGAAUUGUUACGAUAAAAUAAAGGUGUUUUAUAUCUGUUGUAGUCGUUAGACGACAGUGAUUUGUCAGCUAAUUUCAUCAUAUCGGUUAUUUUAACUCUUUAGAUUUGCAAAUUCCUAAACUUUCAAUUUUAUGAAUUUUUAUUUUUAUAAUUUUUUUUUUCAUUUUAAAUGUUUAAUAUUUGUACUGUAUGAAUGCAUCUUAAGAGGAACUGUAAAUAAAAUGUAUGACCUUAAGUGUUGUUUUCCAACAAACCACCUUAGCUCUCCGAAACAUUCUGGAGACCCCUCGACAGUGUUUAGUGUCGCGUUAAGCUCACUUUUGUGCAGUUUGACAUCUGACACGUUCAUGUGGUCACUAAGUUAGAACAGAAACUGUAAUCAGAACGUUCUACAUAUAUCUGAAGACUGAGCUUCAUUACAAUUUGAUCUUUGCUUCUCAAAUCAGUUCUCCAAAUUCAGUGCACAUCCAACACAAAUUUACAGGCUCAGUUAUCGAUUUUUUAAACAGUGUGUCGAAUUUAAGAAAUGUGUUCCUUGGAUUUAUUUUUCUCAGCGCUUUUUCAUUUGGAUUUAAUUUGUGAAUGUUUCCACAGUGUAAAGCUGGGAUAUGAGAUGUAACUAUUUGGCAAUAUAGAAGUGAGAUUGUCUCAUUUAUGUAGAUGAAAUGCACUGUUUUUGUUUGUUUUUAUCUUUCCCUGUUUCAAUAAAAUCAAAGAAGCCUUACACUAUA